UAUCGGAGCACUGGUCUUGUGGUAGUGCACGGUAGUGCAGGUUCUGUAUUCUCUAUUUCCACUCGACUCUCAAGAAUCAUCGUCUUCGGGAGCAACAAUUUAAAGAUUUUAGAUGGACGAGUCCGAAGCUCAACCAAAGCAGCAAGUCGGUGGCAUGGAAGUGGAUGAAAACAAUGCUGUCGAGCAAGCCCCGGAGGACGUGACAAUGGAUGAUGUCCAGCCACCGGAGGCUGGAGCUUCUGCAGCCCCCAUCCCUAGCCAACAGCAGCAGCUACAGGCUAACAGCGCAAGAGUCAUGGCAUCCUCUGGGACUGUCGGCUCUGUGUCCAUUAGUCUCCAUCCGCUUGUUAUUAUGAAUGUCAGUGAACACUGGACUAGACUCAGAGCUCAGGAGGGCUCUGAUCAGCUUGUGUAUGGAGCACUAAUUGGAAAACAAAAAGGACGCAACAUUGAGAUUAUGAAUUCAUUCGAGUUGUUGUUUACAUGCAUCGGAGAUGAUGUCAUCAUUGACAGGGAUUAUUAUGAUACAAAAGAGAGCCACUUUAAGCAAGUAUUCAGUGAAAUGGAUUUUCUUGGCUGGUACACCACUGGUGGUUUGCCCAAUGAACGAGAUAUUAAAGUUCACAAACAGAUAUGUAAAAUCAACGAGAGUCCAGUCAUGCUAAAACUUGAUCCACGACCUAAGAGUACAGAGCAGUUACCGGUAUCGAUUUAUGAAUCAGUUAUAGAUUUAGUAAAUGGUGAAGCGACCAUGCUGUUUGUACCAUUGACAUACACACUUGCUACCGAAGAAGCAGAAAGGAUUGGCGUCGAUCACGUUGCUAGAAUGUGUACAAACGAACAGGCAGAAUGUUCAUUAGUGGCUGAACAUUUGUUAGCACAACACAGUGCGAUAAAAAUGCUUCAUUCAAGGGUAAAGUUAGUUUUGAGGUACGUUGAAGCAGUACGAAAUGGAGAGCUUCAGGGUAAUCAUGAAGUUUUAAGAGCUGCAUGCUCGUUAAGUCAUCGCUUGCCUGUAUUAAACAGUCCAAAAUUCAAAGCUGAUUUCUAUGACCAAUGUAAUGAUUUUGGCCUUAUGACGCACCUUGGCAUCAUAACUAAAGGUUGUAAUGAUACCAAUCAAUUUGUCCACAAAUUCAAUAUUUUGUAUGAUAGACAAGGCGUUGGACGUCGUGUGAGAAGUCUCUUUUUCUGAUAGCUUCGGCAGCGUCUUCGAUCAUUGUGGCGAUCAGAUCGACGAGAACAGAGAGUUCGGGUUAAGGGCUCGGCUUGUCCAUGCCGAUG
Copidosoma floridanum is the source of this 1284-nucleotide messenger RNA. RefSeq names its product COP9 signalosome subunit 6 (gene CSN6). Lineage: Eukaryota; Metazoa; Arthropoda; Insecta; Hymenoptera; Encyrtidae. Gene Ontology annotation, molecular function: metallopeptidase activity; protein binding. The record is from RefSeq and is a predicted model, not a curated record. Gene Ontology annotation, cellular component: COP9 signalosome. Gene Ontology annotation, biological process: protein deneddylation.